This is a messenger RNA of Zingiber officinale, 1901 nucleotides long. RefSeq names its product probable glutathione peroxidase 2. Gene Ontology annotation, cellular component: cytosol. Bases 150 to 740 code for a protein of 196 amino acids. The transcript has 9 exons. The record is from RefSeq and is a predicted model, not a curated record. Lineage: Eukaryota; Viridiplantae; Streptophyta; Magnoliopsida; Zingiberales; Zingiberaceae. Gene Ontology annotation, molecular function: glutathione peroxidase activity. Gene Ontology annotation, biological process: response to oxidative stress.
CGAAAAUAGAAAGAGCGUGUAUUUUGAAAAAGAAAAUAAGGGUUUGGGCAAAUCGAGAAACUAGGGCAUCGACAGUCGUGCUUUGACUCCGUUUCCAAGCGCUUCCCAAUCUUCCUUCAUCGCUUGCAAUCGCAAGGACUGAUCCGGCCAUGUAUCGGAUCAAGAGUUGGCCUUCCUUCUUCGUACUAGCAGCUGCCGUCUUCUUCUACUGGAAGCCGCCUCUUCAAGAAAUGGCCGGGGAAGUUCCCAAUUCCAUCUACGAUGUCCAUGUGAAGGAUAUAAGCGGAAAUGAUGUUAGUCUGAGCAGUUACAGUGGAAAAGUUCUUCUUGUUGUCAACGUUGCUUCUAAAUGUGGUCUCACUCACUCCAACUACAAAGAGCUGAAUGUUGUGUAUGAGAAGUACAAAGAUGAGGGACUUGAAAUACUAGCAUUUCCUUGCAACCAGUUUGGCAGUCAAGAACCUGGAACCAAUGAAGAAAUUAAGGAGACCGUAUGCACAAGGUUCAAAGCUGAGUUUCCAAUAUUCGAUAAGGUUGAAGUGAACGGUAAAAAUGCUGCACCAUUAUACAAGUUCUUGAAAUCAAAGAAAGGUGGGUUUCUAGGUAAUCGCAUCAAGUGGAACUUCACAAAGUUUCUUGUGGACAAAGAUGGCACAGUUGUUGAGAGAUAUUUACCGAUAACAUCACCCUUAAAAAUUGAGAAGGACAUUCAAAAACUAUUGGGAACUGCAUCAGGGUAAAAAGGUAACUGUCAUGAAGUCUUAGGUCAAUAAGGGGAAUCAAUCAAUUUAAAUACAUCUCAACAAACAGAUGCAAGUCAUGAGUUGCCAAAGUUCUCAGUCAUCAGUAUUUUGUUGUUUUUUUCUGUGUUCACUGGUGCCCACAGAUCUGCUCCAUUGCUUUGUGCAAGCUUGUGUAUCGAGUUGAUCGGCAUGAGGCAGAGACCGCACCUUCUCAGACUUGAAUUCUUAGAGGUUACUCACUUCGAUCUCCCCUUCCAUUGUUGUCUCAAGAUAUGGAGCACUCAGCACCUGGACUUGUUCUUGGAGGAAUUUGAUAUAUGCAGCGGCCUCAGCAAGCACAGAGGCUGUAUCUGUCUGAGUUCAUGCAAAAAAAUAAAAUAAAAUAAAAAGGUGAAACCAGUUGCUGAAGCUUUGCUACUCGUUCUCCAACCUUGUCCUUCUGCCGCACACCCCAAUCUUGAGCAUCAAAACAUCGGUAUCUGUAUCGAGAUUAAAUUUGUAGAAAGAAAAGAAGAACACAGACCUUGGCAGGGAUGUCAGUCUUAAGCCUCUCCUCACCAGCUAAGUUUCUCAGGACAAAACUAUUAUUAUUACUGCAAUUUCUUCUUCUUUUGUGAUCAACCAUUUUGGCCAUCAUCCACCAUCAUCAUCUUCUCCUUCUACCCUCUGAAAGAUUGUCUUGCCACUGAUUUUAAUUCGGCUCAGUUUAGAAGAAAAUCUCUGAAAGAUGAAGAAGAACUAGCACUAAUUGAGGAGUUACUGUCUGCUUUUAUUCCUCCAUUAAAGUGGAGCUUUAUGAAUGAUAGGUAGAGGAAGAGAAGAAUAGAUAGAUAGGAGACAGAUUAUGGUGAGAAAUUGAGGAAAUUUAUAUGGGCAAAUAUAAAUAAUUUGAUGGUUUUUUAUGGCUUUCACAGCUAAUAUCCAACCCAUGAUGGUGCCCACAGAUAGUCCUGAUGUCAUUCUCUUAGCUUGAGGACAAGAAUUCAAGCUUUCAACUCAGGUUGUAGCUAGGGUUGCCCCUGAGAUGCUUGUGAGGACUAUUUAGUGUUCCUGUGGCUUCAAGCAUGUUUCUUUUCCCUCAAAUUGUUUGAGCUGCUACAUGAUUAGGGUGUUUCUAUCCCAAUAAAGACACAUUCUGGAGGUCGACUUUUAAGUGUA